CUUAAAUUCUAAAAGUAAAAAAAAAAUAAUUUGUGCAUUUCUUGCUCCCCUUCUAACGCAUCCAUUUUAGCUGCCCAAAAAUUUGUUUCAAAAAGCUGAAAAUUUUGUGUUUCUUAGGCUAAAUCGUAAUUGGACUAAAACAUAAUGCAACAGCUGCAGUCAAUUGUCUUUAGAAAAUAAUUAAAAGGAAAUUUGAUUUAUGGAAUAUUUGAAAACACAAAUCUCUUUAUUUGGUUGUAAACAGUAAAACAGAUCUGUUACAAAUUCAUCCCCUACCAGCCAGCCACAAAAAAGAGAAACCAUUUUAAUGCCCCUUACUUAAAGUUAAACAGGAAACACUUAAAUACAUCUGUUUUUUUAAAUGACACCACGUACUGGGAGUAGACCCCACUACCAUAUCCUGUAAUAUUAACAAAAAACUAGCCUGCCUUUUAGAUGUAUGCAGCUAGAGCGUCACAAUUUGCCAAAACCAUAACAAUGGCGUGUAGUGUACAAAAGCAACCCUCUACCCAACCAUUACCCAAGGCCACCUCGUCAUCGGCGGGACCCACCACACCGAAACCUAAAGGUGCGGGUGCACCGCGUGGUUCUCUGCCCACGGAUAUGGUGGUGCAACCGCCUUUGGAAUUUCAGUGGCCACCGCCAGUGCCGGUCUCAACGCACACGAAUAAUGUGCGUUUGAAUAUGAUGAAUCAGGAUCCGAAAGACUUGCAUACGGCUCGUGCCAUGAUCGAGGAGUUGAGGUCGAAGGUGAGAUUUCAGGCGGAACACAUAAUGAAGUGGCGAAAGGCGUAUGCAAUGCAGGUCCAACAGCAGUACCGCUAUCAGAAGGAAAAAAGCGAUCAAAUGAACGCUCUCACCUCACAACUGCUGCUGCUCGAGUCCCGCCUGAAACGUAAACAAAAACAAAUUUCCAGUCUUUUGCAACAUCGUGAGAUGACCAUACAAAGACAACAGAAAAUUAUCGAUACCCUGUCUUCGCGUCUGGUAGAUCAUGGCCUAGAAGCCAUCGAUGCCAGCUAUGCCACCGAAUUGGAUUCGCUAAAUGAUUCCGAUUCUGCAGUGGUGCUAGAAGACAUCGACUCCGACACCAAUAUGACUCUGAUAGGCAGCCGCAGAAAAAGUUCCAGUGCCGGCAGCUGCACAACGGGAAGUGGCGGUGGUACGGGUGGUGAUGGUAUAACCAUAGUUCGUUCUAUAUCGGAUGCCAUAGAGACCAGUUUACAGAAGUAUGGUGCUGUGCGCAGGAACAAUUGUUUUUUGCGGCGGCCCGAAAUUUUAGAGACUGUCUACUCCGUCGAAGAGGAUCCCGAGCCCACUUCAGAUGUGGCGGAGAAAAGAGAUAAAUUUAAGCAGAGAUCGGAAAAGGCUUUGAGUUCCAGUUCCACCGAAGGUCAAUUGGAUAGUGGCGAAACACCGCCGCCCCUAACAAAUGGCACACUGCCGUGUACGACGGUAACCAUAACGGCGCCCGAGGAUACAACCAAAGAUAAGGAAAAUACUGUGCAAACGUCACCCAUUAAGGAUGGCUAUACGGCCUUAAGUAUGAGAGUGCCUCAGUUGCAGCGUAAUGCCAAGUCUAUGGAGGAUCAGCAAAGAUCCUUGAGUAGAGAUGACGAAGAUAUAGCAACAGAGACUUUAGCACAAAAACCCCAAAAUCCCAUGACCAACUACAACAGAGUCAUGUCCAAUCAUCGAUCGGUUACUAAACCUAAAGAUGUUAAGUAUAAGAGAAUCAAUAAGGCUAAAUCGAAAAGUUUGGAAGAGCUGAGGGGACGCUUAAAAAAUCUGGUGGAAAAGGUGGAUCCCGUAUUGGCUGCACCCAUGUACACAGCCAAUGUAAUGCCGCAAACGGCUCAGUCAUAUGCGUGACCUAUGCCCCCCUGUAACGGCGAGGAAGAGGACUUUAAAACUGCUUCACCCUCACCCUCGGCCACCACCCAAAAUACACCGGUAAAAACUACAGAAACCUUCAAAUUUGGCAUUGAGCGCAAGCCCACUUCCGAGGUGUCUUUGGCUUUGGCUGUUAUGGCGGUGCCUAAACAUGCGGGCCCUAAACGUUCGCUCACUUUACCGCGUAUUUUGGUGCCACAGGCUGCUUUGCACAACAGCGGCAAUGGUUCAGCUGGCUCUGGUUCGGGGACGGGUAGUCGUAGUAGUUUCUAGCAAUUAAAGAAAUUCUUCAUACGUAAUUGUGAUAAAAAAGUGAGAGAAUAAAAGAUUUUUUUUCCACCCCCCCGUUUGUUUAAAAAUGUCAUUUAAUAUUGUGUAAAUAUAAAUGCAGCAUAUAUUUUUAAGAUAACUCAACAAAAUAGAUACGAAAAUUUAAAUUGUUGUACAUAUAUAGUUACAAUAUUAUUUUAGUUUUUAAUUAUGUGAGAUUAAAAAUUUAUAAUAAUAAAAACAAUUAUAAUUUUAUAAAAA
Molecule: messenger RNA, 2424 nt
Organism: Calliphora vicina (urban bluebottle blowfly)
Lineage: Eukaryota; Metazoa; Arthropoda; Insecta; Diptera; Calliphoridae
Exons: 6
Coding region: 436-1872 (478 amino acids)
Source: RefSeq, a predicted model, not a curated record